Molecule: messenger RNA, 397 nt
Organism: Ctenocephalides felis (cat flea)
Lineage: Eukaryota; Metazoa; Arthropoda; Insecta; Siphonaptera; Pulicidae
Product: LYR motif-containing protein 2
Exons: 2
Coding region: 122-379 (85 amino acids)
Cellular component (GO): mitochondrion
Source: RefSeq, a predicted model, not a curated record
CAUUGCACUAAAUACUAAUAACCUCUUCAGCUAAAUACUAAUAACAAAUUGAAAUUACAUGAUUUCAAGUUAUUUAUAAAAUAUUUUGUUCUAAAAUGAAUAACAAUUGUCCACAAAAGCAAUGAGUAAAUUGCCAAAAGCUACCCUUUCUCUGAAAGAGUUUAUGCUUCGUCAAGAAGCAAUAAAGUUAUUUCGAGAUCUCUUACGUACAAUAAAACAAAUACCUGAUAAAGAGUCUCAAAAGGAACUACGGGACUGGGUUAGACGAGAUUUUGAGUUGCAUAAGAAAUACACUGAUGAAGUAUCUGUUAAAAUGGCUUUACAAUAUGGGAAACGAAGUCUGAGAGAACUUCAAACUAGUUUAGCAUUAAGUCAGUAAUGUUUUAAGAAUAAUGAA